Messenger RNA from Malassezia vespertilionis, 3282 nucleotides. RefSeq lists its product as uncharacterized. The record is from RefSeq and is a predicted model, not a curated record. The transcript has a single exon. Gene Ontology annotation, biological process: chloride transmembrane transport; cell volume homeostasis; potassium ion homeostasis. Gene Ontology annotation, molecular function: potassium:chloride symporter activity. Gene Ontology annotation, cellular component: membrane. The coding region runs from base 1 to 3282 and encodes 1093 amino acids. NCBI's taxonomy places the organism in Eukaryota, Fungi, Basidiomycota, Malasseziomycetes, Malasseziales, Malasseziaceae.
AUGUCGCACUUUGUGUCGGCGGAUGCGGCGGACUAUGUGUCAUUGGAGCAAAAGCUCCUUGUAACUACCGCUGAAGACGGCGGGGAUGGUAUUGUGGAUAGUGUCGCGGUUGAAGUGCCCGCCGUAGAGACACACGACCCAUGGCACCACCGCAAAACAACGCACGGCAUGCCUGACGAAGGCAUUGCUGCCGCUGUGUUGCACGGCGCGCCGUCCUUGCGCUCGCGCGAUGCUCGCAAGCUCGGUACAUGGGAUGGUGUAUUUAUGCCAGUGACGCUCAACGUGCUCGGGAUCAUUUUAUUUCUGCGCUUCGGCUUCAUUCUCGGGCAGGUCGGUCUGGUCGGCGCCAUUUUUCUUCUUAUGCUGAGUUACGGCGUGGAUACAUUGACAGUGUUGAAUUUGAAUGCGAUUAGUACGAAUGGCCAAGUGCGCGGCGGUGGCGCCUACUACCUCAUCUCGCGCUCGCUGGGCCCUGAAUUUGGUGGCUCGGUUGGCCUCGUCUUUUUUCUUGGGCAGGCGUUCAAUGCGACGAUGAACGUGCUUGGGUGUGUCGAGAGCCUGACCGGUGCGCUUGGGUAUGCGCGUGGUGCCAUUCCACUUCUUCCGGAUGGCCCGUGGGCCGAGUACUUGUACGGCUCCAUGCUCCUCUGGGCGAGUACAUUGAUCUGCUUCUUUGGCUCGUCUUUCUUUGCGCGCGCAACACUCAUGCUCGCCGUCGUGCUCAGUGUCGCGGUGUUCAGCAUUAUUGUGUCUUCAGCACUGAUGCCACCGUUUGUGGACGCGGCGCGCCACAUCCACUACACGAGCUGGUCGCUCACGACCUUCUUCGAAAACAUGUGGCCACACUUUACCGCCGGCGCUGACGGCUCGUCGAUCUCGCCGCAAAAAGAAACGUGGCGCUCUGUCUUUGGCGUCCUUUUUCCAGCGGUAUGUGGCGUGCUUGCGGGUGCAUCCAUGUCUGGCGACCUGCGCAAGCCGAGCAAGAGCAUUCCCAAAGGCACCAACUGUGCGCUCCUAUUCACAUUUUUACUCUACGUCUUUGUCUUUAUUCUCAUGGCCGCGACUAUUUCUCGUGCAUCGCUGUACGAGAACGUGCGGAUCAUCAGCGCUGUUUCGCGCUGGCCCGGCGUGAUUCUACUCGGGGAGCUUGCCAGCUGCGGCUUCUCUGCGCUCAUGGGCGUCAUGGCAUGCGCCAAAAUUUUGCAAGCGAUUGCGCGCGACGAUCUGCUCCCUAUUUUGGGCGUGUUUGCGCAGGGCACCGCGGCAGGCGACGUGCCUGUCUAUGCGCUCCUCGCGACGUGCAUUCUUUGCCAGCUGACCCUCUUGCUCGAUCAAAUCAACUUGAUCGCCCAGCUUGUGACCAUGACGACAUUGCUCACCUUUGCCGUUUUGUGCGCUGCAACGUUUGCAUUGAAAGCAGGCGGUGCUCCUUCCUUCCGCCCCUCGUUCCGCUACUGGAAUAUAUGGACCGCCGGCGCGGGCACGCUAGUGUCGUUCGCCGCCAUGCUCUUUGCCGAUCCGUACGUUGCGUCCGUCUGCGUCGUCUUCGCCGCCGUCCUCUUUAUCUUGAUUCAGGUGCUGUCUUCGCCCAAGCCAUGGGGCGACGUCUCGCACAAUGUCACCUACCACUUUGUGCGCAAGUACCUGCUGCGCCUCGAUGAGCGCAAAGGGCACGUCAAGUACUGGCGCCCCCAAAUCCUUCUCCUCGCCAACAAUCCGCGCACCGAGUGGAACUUGAUCAUGUUUUGCAACUCGCUAAAAAAAGGUGCGCUCUACAUCCUUGGGCAUGUACUCAAAGGCGACUUUCACGCGUGUCUUCCAGAGCUGCACAAACAGCACUUGGCGUGGCUCAAGCUGGUCGAUGUGAGCAAGGUUAAGGCGUUUGUCGAUAUCGUCGUUGCAGACAACGAGCGCGAAGGCGCACGCAACCUCAUCCUCUCUGCCGGACUCGGCGGGAUGCGCCCGAAUAUCAUUGUGCUGGGCUUCCCGUCCGAGAUGCAGCUACCCAGCGAGGUGCACAGAGGGCCGAUCAGCACCCGCACUUGUGCAAGUGUACCGACGCUGCCUACCGACGCUUCGCGUCUUGAAACGCCCAUCGCUUGCCAGACGUAUGUAGGCAUUCUCGAGGAUGCGCUUGCGCUGAACAAGGCGCUUGCCAUGGCGUAUGGCUUCGAUGCCUUGCACCUCCCCGGCCCCUCUUCGGUUGCCCAUUACCAGCGCGCAGCCCAAGACCAGUACAUCGAUCUGUGGCCGAUCCAAAUUGCAAAUCGUGCCGAAAGAGACGAGCCGCGCUGGGAUACAUAUACCAUGGUGCUGCAGCUCGGCACAAUUCUCAGUUUUACAGGGACAUGGAAGGAACACAAGCUGCGUGUGAGUGUGUUUGUCGAGCACGCCGAGGAGAUCGAGACGGAGCGCGUGCGUGUGCGCAAACUCUUGGAUAAUUUGCGCAUUCCUGCGAGUUUACGCGUGUUUUGCCUCGCGUCGGGCAAGGUGGCGCGCUACGAUGCCAUUGCACUCGGCAAGCGCGCUCUCGAUGCACAGGUCGCUGCAGCAUUCCAGGACGACGCAUGGUGGCAUCAGGUAUGUGCGGCGAGGCAAGCGCGCGAUGCCUCGGCCAUUCCACACUCUGCUCCGAUCCAGCUUUCGAGAGCACAUGUGCGGCACGAUUGCAUUCCGCAUGAGCACCUUGCGUAUCAUUACAGCAACAUCCGGCUUGGCCUUGCGCAUCCUCGCGCACACAGCACCGAGGAAACGGACAGCGACGACGGCCAGUCGGAGUACGAGGAUGAUUUGGAGGAUACGCUGGCGAACUUAGCCGUCGAUUGGGAUCCAACAUACCAGCGUGCAAUGCGACCACUCGCUGCAUGCGGAGCGGGAACGUCGUAUGGGGCAUUGAGCGUUUCACAGCGCACCGUCACACCGAUCACGGUGCAAACUGCUCCGGCGCAGGACCCUCCAGCUCCCGAGCAGCGCAUAGAGGCAAACAGUACGCCGACUGCGUCGCGGCGCGCUUCGUUUGUGCCGGCGAUGGGCUCGUGUGCCGUGCGUUUUAAUGAUUUGCCGAAUCAGGCGCAGUACAUGAUCUUGAACGAGCUGAUCCGCACAAAUUCAGGGAAUAGCACCUCGGUUGUGUUUACCGUGCUCCCGGCGCCAGAGCCUGGGACGUCGCUGAGCCGCGAAAAGAGUGCUAGUUAUUUGCACCAACUGAAGACGCUGUAUGGAGGAGGGCCGCCGGUGAUGGGCGUUCAUGCCAAGUCGCUUACGGUAACGAUGUCGCUGUAA